Messenger RNA from Desarmillaria tabescens, 1015 nucleotides. RefSeq lists its product as uncharacterized. The transcript has 3 exons. Lineage: Eukaryota; Fungi; Basidiomycota; Agaricomycetes; Agaricales; Physalacriaceae. The record is from RefSeq and is a predicted model, not a curated record. The coding region runs from base 219 to 821 and encodes 200 amino acids.
ACGAGCGUUCAUCUUGAUUUUCCCGAAGCUUUCCGUAUUUUCUCUAGACCUUUUCUGGCUGUCUUCCAGAUCACUCUUUAUUGCUUCUUUUACCGUUUCAAGGCUACUACCCGAGAGUAUAUAAAGUCUAAAUUGCCUGCUCUUUUUGCUCAGUCCCCGACUCUGUUCGCAAAGCUUCUCCCAGUGUCUACAUCAAGCCUUCUACUAAGUCUAUAGUAAUGGCUCGUGCACCUCUCUUCGCCGUACGACUUGCUGCGUACUUUAUGGCAUUCGCGUGGGGUGCUAUCAGCCUUUCCAUCGGGUUGAACACUGUGAUCAAGCAAAACCGGCUCAAGUCUUUCCUGCGAAGGGCUGUCGCGCCUCUCGGUAUCACCCUUCGGCUUGUUACCAACAGCGUUGUCCAUCCCGCUAUCGCCUCCGAAACUUUCUGUGUCAUCCUCUGCGUAUUUUCCAUCGGAACCCUCAUCGGUCUCUUCGUUUCAGUGGCCUCAACCAAAAAGGCUUUGAAAGCACAAGGGUUUCUUUAUGCUUUCAUUACCGUCGCUCUCUUCGCCUGCCAGAUUCCCGUCUCUGAUGCAGUCCGAAGGAAGGGCGUAUUGGUUUCGGGAACCACUGCAGACGGUUCCGCUGUCCCAGCGGAUACUCUCCUUGAGGCUGCUGCUUCUCUCGGAGUUGACCCUCUGUAUCGACGAAUUAACUUCAUCUUGUGGUUCGGGAUUAUUCCCUGGAUUGGAUUCCUCUUCAGCGGUAUUGCGUCCAUCGUGUCCUUUGCUGCUGUCAGCCGUGUCGACCCUCCUCCCGUUAUGUCGAAAGGCCGCUGAGGCGGGCUUGACUGCAGCACCUUAAGUGGGUUGGGGUUGUCGAAGGAAGGAAGUGCUGCUUUAUAGUACAUAAACGAAGGGGUAUCUAGUAUCGCGCCGAAGCUGAAGGUGUGAGUUAUAACUUGUAAUAUUUCAUGACCUUCAUGUCCAGUUUCCGAAUACGUGGGUACGCAAUAGUUUGUAGCAGUAAUACU